Molecule: messenger RNA, 1158 nt
Organism: Arabis nemorensis
Lineage: Eukaryota; Viridiplantae; Streptophyta; Magnoliopsida; Brassicales; Brassicaceae
Source: the annotation of a GenBank genome assembly
AUGGGGGAUUCUCUGGUCAUUCAAUCUGAUUUUAUUGCUAAACUGAUAACCAAGGUUAUAAAAAAUCACGAUGGCUAUCUCGACUGUUGCAAAAUCCAGCAUUACCCAUACCAAACUAACGACGGUACCCUCGAAACUUGGAUCCAAUCACUAACACAAGUGAAACACACGCAUCUUCUCGCACUUGUAAACAUUCAUGGUAACCGUGGACCCAAUGUGCUCCAACUGUCCCCAAACAUAUUCUCCCAUCCAUCUCUCAUAUGCCUCUUCUUAUUUGGAUACUAUUUAGAAUCUGCACAUGCCUUCAACAAUUGUCAUAAUCUCACGACUCUUAAACUUGAUAAAAUUUACGUUGAGGUUGGUGUGUUCAACACAGUCAUUGCAUCUUGUCCCUCUCUCAAGGUGUUGGUAAUAGACAUCACGUGGUACAACCCAAAAGGUUGUUUAAAGAUUCAUCACAAUAAUCUAAAGCUAUUGCAUUUGGCUUGCACUUACAUUGAUUUCAUUGAUGUGUCCACACCUCUAUUGGAUAUCUUGGCCAUUCAAUGUGUUCUUGUUAUGAGAAGUAACUUCCUUCUUAGAGCCCCUAGAAUACUCGGACUAAAGAAAGACCAUUGGAUUCUAGACGAAAGUAUACCUCACAUAUACUACAAUGUUUCAUCUGAUGCUCAGGAGAUCGAAAAUAAUUGGCAUGAAUUCAUGGUGAACAAAUAUACUUACGAUUUGAUGAGGUUUAAAACUUUGGCCGUGAAUGUGGAUUUGAAGAAUCCUCGAGAAGUUUCUAUGCUAAAGGAUGUUUGUGAUGCGUGGAGUACAAAUAUGGAAAACCUCGAGAUCUUUUUUAAGCGUAACAACGUUCUUAAAGAAGAAGGUGAAUCUUCUAUUGGCAAAGCACAAGAAAAGAAGUCAAAAGAAAGGAGUUUCUUUUUCCGUGCUGAUUUUCGCGUGAGAGUUGUAUGGAUGUAUAACUUGGGGGAUUUCGAUAAGGAAGAAUUUGCGUUAGCUUCAGUUUUGGUGAGACAAGAAACAGUGACGUAUAAGUUGAUGAUCGAGACGUCGUCGAUUCCUGCAAACAAGAAGUUGAAGAUAGAAGUGGCAAUGGCCAAACUAAUGGAUCUUUCAAAAGGUAACAAGGAGCUUAUUAUCGAAUGCUUUUGA